Messenger RNA from Sycon ciliatum, 1449 nucleotides. Its product is annotated as GTP-binding nuclear protein Ran-like. Gene Ontology annotation, biological process: ribosomal subunit export from nucleus; protein import into nucleus. Gene Ontology annotation, cellular component: cytoplasm; nucleus. The coding region runs from base 128 to 775 and encodes 215 amino acids. NCBI's taxonomy places the organism in Eukaryota, Metazoa, Porifera, Calcarea, Leucosolenida, Sycettidae. Gene Ontology annotation, molecular function: GTPase activity; GTP binding. The record is from RefSeq and is a predicted model, not a curated record. The transcript is spliced from 4 exons.
UUUUCACAGAAACUCACAUCAUCCUUUUUAUGUUGUUGCUUUGAGCGAUCGUGUGCUUUCCCUCAUUUGAGGUUAUUCCGGAUAGUUCUUUACGUUCUCUCGCUGUUCUUGCUCUUUACUUGCAACUAUGGCUGACCAGGAAACGGCUGUGAGCUUCAAAUGUGUUCUUGUGGGUGAUGGUGGUACUGGCAAGACCACCUUUGUCAAGCGCCAUUUGACUGGCGAAUUUGAGAAGAAAUAUGUCGCUACUCUUGGCGUGGAAGUUCAUCCACUCGACUUCUGCACAAACCGUGGCAAGAUCUGCUUUAACGUAUGGGACACAGCAGGUCAGGAGAAGUUUGGCGGCCUCCGCGAUGGCUACUACAUCCAGGCCCACUGCGCUAUCAUCAUGUUUGACGUGACGUCACGUAUCACCUACAAGAACGUGCCCAACUGGCAUCGUGACCUGGUCCGCGUGUGUGAAAACGUGCCCAUCGUACUGUGCGGAAACAAGGUGGAUAUCAAGGACCGUAAGGUCAAGGCCAGAAGUAUUGUCUUCCAUCGCAAGAAGAAUCUGCAGUACUAUGACGUGAGCGCAAAGUCCAACUACAACUUUGAGAAGCCCUUCCUGUGGCUGGCACGGAAGCUCGUCGGUGACCCCAACCUGGAGCUGGUUGCCAUGCCUGCCACAGCGCCUCCGGAGAUCACCAUGGACCCAUCGAUGGUAGCCAAGUAUGAGGCGGAUCUGAUGCAGGCUGAACAGACAGCGCUACCCGACGACGACGAUGACUUGUAAAUGCAUUUUUAACUCACAGGCAAUAGAACACCGAAAUAGAAAAGGCCGUCAUUGCCAUGGCAAUUCAACUACAAUUGCUUCUUCUGUAUCCGUUUCCGCUGGCAUGCAUGUGCAGUCCUGCCCUUAUAACAAUACAGUCGACCUAACCUUAUAACGAUAUUUGCGUCAGACCAAGAAAUAGAGGUAAGCCAUUGUAUACAAGAGUCAAUGGAGUGAUUUGGUUUGGCAGAAAAAUAUCGUUAUAGAGGUUAUCGUUGUAAGGGUAGGUCGACUGUAUUGGCAUCAAGCCAAGAAAUAGCGUUAUAAGACCCACCUGGACAGUGGACUCUGCAUAUUCUCUGCUUGUACAGCCGUGGCCACAGAAAUCCAACCCACGUGCCGAAAGCAGCGCCAAGGCUCGUGCUGCCCUCGGAUCGGCGGAUUUCUUUGGCCACAGCUGUAGUUAUUCUUGCUCCGUUGACUCAACUACAAUUGCUUCUGUAUCCAUUUCCACUAACGUGCAUAUGCUGUCGACUUGCCCUUAUAACGAUAUUUCCAUCAAACCAUGACAUUUCGUUAUAAGUCCUGCCUAGCGCCUGGGCAGUGAAUUCUGCAUACUCUGCUUGUAGUGUUUGUUACUUCAUUCAAAUAUAAUUUAUAAGAACAAAAAUGGAAAACGUCGGCUGGUCAACCUA